AUGGCGAAGUCCCCGGAGAACUCUACCCUGGAGGAGAUUCUGGGGCAGUGUCAACGUAGUCUCCGGGAAUGUGCAAAUAGAAGCAUUCACCAGUUGAAAUGUGCCCUGAGAGAAGGUGACGUCACUGUUGGAGAAGAUAUGCUAGAUCCUUCUUUUAAUACCAGUGUAGGAAAUGAGGAUGCUGGAAAUGCCUGGUGUGGACUACAACACAGCCGCGCCGUUAAUCAACUCAAAGCUUUGUUGCGCCAACAAGCAGCUAAGGAAAGUGAGGUAUCUCUAAGAAGACAAGAAACACCCCCUUCGAGGUCAUCAGAAUGUGAGGAAACCAAUAUGCCUACUGUCCACAAUCUUGUUCCUAUCAUCAAUGACCAGUCUCAGUACAUUUAUCAUUUAGAGGCAGAAGUCAAGUUCUGGAAGGAGGAACUCUCUGGAAUGAAAAAUAGGGUACAAGUAGUUGUGCUUGAAAAUGAAAGGCUCCAACAAGAGCUGAAAUCUCGAGGACAAGAAGAAAUGAGGGAGCAAACACUUCUGGAUGCAUCUGGAAACAUGCAGAAUUCUUGGAUUACAACAGGUGAAGACUCUAGGGUGGAUGAAGCUACAAAGAGAUCAUUUUCAUGUGGCAAUGCCGAUACUAUCAAAGUUGCUUCUGCUGGUGAGGCUGAAAAAUGGAAACUAGAACUGGAGAGACUAAAACUUACUUAUGAGGAAAAGAGUGAAAUCCUGGAAUCUCAAUUGACGUUUUUGAGGAAAGACUUAGCUGAAUAUCAGAAAAACUGUGAAGAUCUUAAAGAGCGACUAAAGCAUAAAGAGUCUCUUCUUGCUGCUAAUGUUUCUAACCGUGUUGGUGGUCUUUGUUUGAAAUGUGCUCAGCAUGAAGCUGUUCUUUCCCAAACCCAUAAUAACGUUCACAUACAAACCAUUGAAAGACUGACUAAAGAAAGAGAUGACUUAAUGUCUGCACUAGUUUCCGUGAGGAACAGCUUGACAGAGGUGCAGCAAAGAGAAGCAAGUGCUUAUAAGCAGGUGAAACAAGCUGUGAAAAUGACUGAAGAAGCCAGUUUUGAAAAAACCAAGGCUUUGAUACAAUGCAAACAGUUGAAGAAUGAGCUGGAGAGGCAGACAGACCGACUUGAGAAAGAACUUGCAUCUCAGCAAGAAAAAAGAGCCUCUGAGAAAGAGAUGUUGAAAAAAGAAAUAACAAAAGAAAGAGAAGAGAUGGGCUCAAAGAUGUUGACCCUAUCUCAGAAUAUUGCCCAACUGGAGGCUGAGGUGGAAAAGGUUACAAGAGAGAAGAUUUCAGCUGUUCAUCAACUCGAGGAAACUCAAAACCAGCUUGCUUCACGGGAAAUGGAUGUCACAGAGGUGUGUGGAGAAAUGCGCUAUCAAUUGAAUAAAACCAAAAUGGAGAAGGAUGAGGCCGAAAAGGAGCACAGAGAGUACAGAACAAAAACUAAAAGGGAUCUUGAAAUUAAAGAUCAGGAAAUAGAGAAAUUGAGUUUAGAACUGAGUGAAAGCAAGCAGCGCUUGGAACAGCAGCAGGAGAAGGCAACCCGGGCCAGAGAGGAGUGCCUGAAACUGACAGAACUGCUGGGCGAAUCCGAGCACCAACUGCACCUCACCAGACUGGAAAAAGAUAGCAUUCAGCAGAGCUUUAGCAAUGAAGCAAAGGCCCAAGCCCUUCAGGCCCAGCAAAGAGAGCAGGAGCUGACACAGAAGAUACAGCAAAUGGAAGCCCAGCAUGACAAAACUGAAAAUGAACAGUAUUCAUUGCUGACCUCCCAGAAUUCAUUUUUGACAAAGUUGAAGGAAGAGUGCUGCAUGUUAGCCAAGAAACUGGAACAAAUCUCUCAGAAAAGCAGAUCUGAAAUAGCUCAGCUCAGUCAAGAAAAGAGGUAUACAUAUGACAAACUGGAAAAGUUACAGAGAAGAAAUGAUGAAUUAGAGGAGCAGUGUGUCCAGCAUGGGAGACUACAUGAGAUAAUGAAGCAAAGGCUGAAGCAGCUAGACAAGCACAGCCAGGCCACGGCCCAGCAGCUGGUGCAGCUCCUCAACAAGCAGAACCAGCUUCUGCUGGAGAGACAGAGCCUAUCGGAAGAGGUGGGACAUCUGAGAUCCCAGUUACCCAGCAUGCCACAAUCUGAUUGCUGACCUGGAUGAAACAGAGUGAAAUAAAUGAUUUACAAAGAGAUAUUUACAUUCAUCUGAUUUGUACGUAAUAUGCCACAAUGCACCGCGACCUUCCCAGUGGACCCCACCUCAGACUGUGGUGGGCUGCGUCGUCGUCGCCACAUUCGUUGCCAAGUGGUCCCUGCAGGAUGGACGGGCUGGAGCUGAAGUC
Molecule: messenger RNA, 2338 nt
Organism: Budorcas taxicolor (takin)
Lineage: Eukaryota; Metazoa; Chordata; Mammalia; Artiodactyla; Bovidae
Gene: SDCCAG8
Product: SHH signaling and ciliogenesis regulator SDCCAG8
Exons: 18
Coding region: 1-2148 (715 amino acids)
Biological process (GO): establishment of cell polarity; neuron migration; centrosome cycle
Cellular component (GO): centriole; centrosome
Source: RefSeq, a predicted model, not a curated record